AUGGGCUCGUAUCCUUCUUCAUCCUUUCAAAACCGAAGCAAUUCUUUUCAACAUUCGAGAGCAAGUGCACAGUAUUCAUUGGACACAAACCGCUCGGCCAAGACCUACAAAAAACCGCCUCCCAUCAAAAUACCCAAAAACUCGAGAGAACUCGAUUUCAGAUAUAUUGACCCAAAUGAAGACCCCCCAAUAGACGAGGAUAAAAUUCGGUCGUUUUCUCCACCUCCUUCUCGGCGUAAUCUUCUUGAAGAAACUUAUAAUGAGGGUGCAGAGACUGAUCACAAACGUGUUUCUCCUCAAGCUGCAACUGCGUCGGAUCAAGAAACAACUUUUAAAAUUGGAGAAGAUGACGAAGAGUAUGAGACCAAGACAUCCAGUGUAAAUCUUGAAACAGACGAUGAGGAUGCGUCAUACACAGAAUGUUUGAUGGAGGACACGAGUAGUUUCCAAAUUUUCUCAAUAGCUAAUCCCUUUCUGUAUCUACGAUCCACAAGUUGUAGAUACAGUCCAGUAGUAGGACAUUUAUCUUCGACCAACGGCUCGAACACCUCUUCUGAAUCAGGUUCUAAUACAUCCUUUGACGCUGAUAACCAUUCUCCCACUUCAAACCUUACCAUUUUCACAAAUUCUGUCCUAAAUGCAAAACAAUCGUUGUCCCCCACCUUGUCAAAAACAAAAAAGAGAAGAAGUCACUCGCUUAUGCCUCUUCAACCAGUUUCAACACCCGCUUCUCAAGAAUCCCCUUUAGAGCAAGCUUCAAAUGCCUCUCGAACAAGAAGUCGAAGCGUUUCUGAUAGUCCCUCCCUCAACUCACCCGUCACCAUCAACACUAAUACUCAGUUCAAUGAGUCGGUCCAACCAUCCUCCGAAGUAUCAUCUAACAAAUCUCCCCCUAGUUCAAAACAAAAACGAAACUCUGUUAUUCAAAAUAGCCGACCCAACUCACCACCUCCAACAUUUUCAAUUACUAUCUCGUCUCCAGCGGAAGAAGAGAUGUCAAGCACAAAGAGGAUCCGUUCAAAAGAGGAACUUCCAAUGGUUACGAAAGAUUUGAAUGAAUACAAAAUUGGAAAAUCGUCUUCAAGUAAGGGAGACAUACAAGACUACAAUCUUUCAGAGUUUAAGAUGGGAGUGACAACGAAGAAGAAUGGAGACGGUAUUUGGAAACUGGCGAAUUCUCCACUUGGGCCGCAAAAGAAGCAGAAGAAAGUCAAUUUUAUGGGACCUCUAGUGGAUAUUCUGGUUCAUGGAGGAUUAGGAGUUCCAACUAAUCAUAAAAUUCGAAGACAUUCCUACACCCCAGCUCCUAAAUCAAGCCCAGACUUGGUGCAAGAUCAGCCAAAAACUCCAAACUCUCCAUCAUCACCUUCCAGACCUCCCUUUUCCCCAACUCAAACUCCUCAAUCACCCUCGUCAAACAAAACUAAUUUUUUGUCUCCAAACUCCUUGCUAACACCGAACCCUUCACAAUCGAAAAAGAGAGAAUUGAGAAAAUCAGUGGCUGACAUUUCACAACCAGAACCUGUCCAAGUUGAGCCCUCACCAAAACUAUUUGUGGCAACCAUCAGCAAAACAAGAAGAAUGUCGUUGAAAGACGAGAAUGCAGAACGUUUGAAUGAUUUAUUGCUCAGACAAAAAUUAAACCAAUAUAAAGUGUAG
This is a messenger RNA of Naegleria fowleri, 1659 nucleotides long. RefSeq lists its product as uncharacterized. The transcript has a single exon. NCBI's taxonomy places the organism in Eukaryota, Heterolobosea, Eutetramitea, Acrasida, Naegleriidae. Bases 1 to 1659 code for a protein of 552 amino acids. The record is from RefSeq and is a predicted model, not a curated record.